Messenger RNA from Onychostruthus taczanowskii (white-rumped snowfinch), 2258 nucleotides. It is a transcript of the gene TMEM41B, whose product is annotated as transmembrane protein 41B. The transcript is spliced from 7 exons. Gene Ontology annotation, cellular component: endoplasmic reticulum membrane. NCBI's taxonomy places the organism in Eukaryota, Metazoa, Chordata, Aves, Passeriformes, Passeridae. Bases 1004 to 1678 code for a protein of 224 amino acids. The record is from RefSeq and is a predicted model, not a curated record.
AGACAAACGAGGCUGAAGUUAAAUCCCAGGAGAGCUUCCUUUCCAGAAGACCCUGAGGAAAGGUUGGACAUUUAUUAGCAGACACGGCUGGAAAAGAGACGGGGUGGGGGAGUCUCAGUAGCUGCAGCAGGCAGCCCGUGUGCCCACGAGGUUGUGCAAGGUUGUCCGGGGGUUCAGCGCUCUCCGUGUUCCCCCUGGAGAGCUCUCCCUGUAACACUCUGUGCCGCCCGGGCACUUGGCACGCUCGGGCAUCUCCUGCUGCCAGAAGGUCGCGGAGGAAAAGGUGCUUCGAGGUCACGUUAGCGUGAAGGCCACGGAAUCUGCGAACACUGGGACGUGCCCCUCUGGCUUUAAUGCGGGAUUUCAAGCGUUCUUACUGACAGGAACGGACGUGAGGAAAAUUCCGGGGCUGAUAGAGGAAUUUUCCUUCUUCCCGGCAAAUAGGCUUUCUUUUCGAAAGAGAGGAACAAACUCAAUAAGGUUCCCCUUUUCCUGGAAGCUCGGCACUGUUCCAGCGCCAGAGGCUCCUGGGGCUCCCGCCUCCCGCUCCCUGAGGGGAGAUCCCGCUCCCCUCGCCGAUGUAAAGCCAUUGCCGAGGGAAAAGGGCUCGCACACGUGCUUUAUCCCGCUGCCCUGUGGCACGAUCGGCGCCGCAGUGUGUCCAGAGAAGGGAAACGAAGCUGGGGAAGGGUCAGGAGCGCAUCUCCUGUGGGGAGCGGCUGAGGGAGCUGGGAGCCUGGAGAAAAGGAGGCUCAGGCGGGACCUACGGCUCUGCAAUUCCCGGAAAGGAGGGUGUAGCCGGAGAGGAUAGGGUUCUUCCAGGCAACCCGCGACGGGACAAGAGAACACAGCCUACAGAACUUCUCCGCGUGUGCCAGGGGAGGUUCAGGUUGGACAUCAGGAGGAAUUUCUUCACAGAAGAGGGAAAGCUCUUGCAGAAGGUGGAUCAGCUCGGACGUCACUUCUUAUUUUAGUGUCCAUCUUCUUAUCAGCUGCUUUCCUUAUGUUCCUGGUAUAUAAAAAUUUCCCACAACUUAGUGAAGAAGAAAGAGAAUGUAUAAAGGUUCCUAGAGACAUGGACGAUGCAAAGGCCUUGGGAAAAGUCUUGUCCAAAUACAAGGACACAUUUUACGUUCAAGUGUUAGUGGCUUAUUUUGCCACAUACGUUUUCUUGCAAACAUUUGCUAUUCCUGGGUCUAUAUUCCUCAGUAUCCUGUCAGGGUUUCUUUAUCCCUUUCCACUGGCCUUAUUUCUUGUUUGUUUGUGCUCAGGACUUGGAGCUUCAUUCUGCUACAUGCUGUCCUACCUAGUGGGACGUCCCGUUGUGUACAGAUAUUUAACAGAGAAAGCAGUAAAAUGGUCAGAACAGGUUGAACGACACAGAGAACAUCUCAUUAACUACAUAAUAUUUUUGAGAAUAACACCUUUCCUCCCCAACUGGUUUAUCAAUAUCACAUCUCCUGUAAUCAACGUGCCAUUGAAAGUGUUUUUCAUUGGCACUUUCCUAGGUGUAGCACCACCAUCUUUUGUAGCCAUUAAGGCAGGAACAACGCUGUACCAGCUUACAACGGCAGGGGAAGCUGUUUCCUGGAACUCUGUUUUUGUCCUCAUGAUUCUAGCCAUCCUCUCCAUCCUACCAGCUCUCUUCCAGAAGAAGCUGAAAAAGAAGUUUGAGUAAGGAUCAAACUGGACCAGAAUUUCCCAUACUUCAUCUCAGGAUCAGCACUUCUGAUAUUUGUAUAUUUGCUUUUCUAUUGGAUCUUAAGCAAUUAUAGGGGAGGCUUGUGAUUGGUAAGAAUGUCUUUAAAUGAACACGUGGCCUUAAACUGAAGGCAAUGUGUUCAGAAGUGUACUGCAUAUAGUUUUGUAACCAAACAUCAGUGUUUUACUUUGGGAUGGUGUGUGUGGCCCUCAGGACGAGGGAGGUGAGAACACAGAUGUAACAUUUUGCUCUAGUUACAUGCAGAGCAAAAAUUGUGAUGUAGACAUAAACUACAGGUGAUGCUCUCCAACACUUGCAGGAACAAUUCAGUCCAACUUUGUAACAUUCUCUGUAGGCUUGCAUGUGAUCUGGCCUGAGAGCAUUUCUCACUAACAAUAUUUCCCUUCUUUUUUGCCUUGGGGAGUUUCAAAAUAAUGUAACGGUGCUCACUGAGAAACAAGGGUUCUUUGCAGUACUUUAACUACAAUGUUAUUCUCAUCCUGGUUGUUUACUUCUAUUUAUUAGUGCUGUAUGGAAUUAAAUACUUGAACCUACA